Syngnathus acus (greater pipefish) is the source of this 2175-nucleotide messenger RNA. RefSeq names its product retinoic acid receptor beta-like. The record is from RefSeq and is a predicted model, not a curated record. The transcript is spliced from 8 exons. Bases 134 to 1483 code for a protein of 449 amino acids. Gene Ontology annotation, molecular function: RNA polymerase II cis-regulatory region sequence-specific DNA binding; nuclear glucocorticoid receptor binding; zinc ion binding. Gene Ontology annotation, cellular component: transcription regulator complex; nucleus. Lineage: Eukaryota; Metazoa; Chordata; Actinopteri; Syngnathiformes; Syngnathidae. Gene Ontology annotation, biological process: retinoic acid receptor signaling pathway; regulation of transcription by RNA polymerase II; cellular response to corticotropin-releasing hormone stimulus.
UUCAUUUUCUUGUAGUCCUCAAGUGGACCCGUCCAACUUUUUGGUUCGGUCCAAAACAAACUGCUGCUUGAGGACUGCGGCACGCUGACACCGAGAAGGAAAAUAUCAGCAACAGAAAAUAAGAACGAUACUAAUGAGAAAGAUGUUCGACUACAUGGACCUGCAGGUCUUCGACAACGCGAAGCCGGCGAGCCCGUGCAUGCUGACGGCUGGGAACCCGAACGAUAUCCGACGGCAACGCCUGGAGCGCCCCUCGGAGCACCGCCCGGUGCAGCGGCUCACUGCGGGGGACCUCCCGGAGCUCUUCCACGGCUACUGGCAAUCCGUGAUAAGCCCCAGCAGUUCGUCCAUGUGCACCCCCUCCUCUCCGCCACCUCGCACCCACAAACCUUGCUUCAUCUGCCAGGACAAGUCAUCAGGCUACCACUACGGAGUCAGCGCCUGCGAGGGCUGCAAGGGUUUCUUUCGCCGUAGCGUCCAGAAGAAAAUGUCAUACACGUGUCAGCGAGACAGGAAGUGUGUCAUCACCAAGGUGACCAGGAACACGUGUCAGUAUUGCAGGCUGCACAAGUGCUUGGCGGUCGGCAUGUCCCAACAAUCGGUGAGGAACGACAGAACGAGUCAGAAGAAGGCCAAGAAGCAGGACGAAGUUCCAAAGAUGGCCAUCGGCGACACGUACGAGAUGACAGCCGAGCUGGAUGCCAUCGUGGAGAAGAUCUGCAUGGCGCACAGAGACACGUUCCCGCCACUGUGCCAACUCGGACAAUACACCACAAAGUCCAGCUCUGAGCAGAGGGUCCAAUUGGACUUGGGUCUGUGGGACAAGUUCAGCGAUCUGGCCACAAGGUGCAUCAUCAAAGUGGUGGAGUUUGCCAAGAGAGUGCCCGGAUUCACCGGCCUCAACAUGGCCGACCAGAUCACCCUGCUCAGGUCCGCCUGCCUGGAUAUGCUGAUUCUGAGGAUUUGUGCUCGCUACACCCCGGAAAAGGACACCAUGACCUUCUCUGAUGGCCUGACGCUGACGCGAACUCAGAUCCACAACGCCGGCUUUGGUCCGCUCACAGAUCCGGUUUUCACUUUCGCCGGACAGAUGGUGCCUUUACAAAUGGACGACACUGAAAGCGGACUCCUCAGCGCCAUCUGUCUUGUCUCCGGGGAUCGGCAGGACCUGAAGGAGCCGUCCAAGGUGGAGGUGCUGCAGGAGCCUCUUCUGGAGGCUCUUAAGAUCUACUCGCGCAAACGUCGGCCCAGCGCGCAACUGCUCUUCCCCAGGGCCCUCAUGAAGAUCACAGACCUGCGCAGUAUCAGCGCUAAAGGAGCUGAGCGUGUGGUCACGUUAAAAAUGGAAAUCCCGGGCUGUAUGCCGCCCCUCAUCCAAGAGAUGCUGGACGAGGUCCCGGAAAACAAAGAAAACAAUUCUUGGACAAUUGAGGGACGUGGUCGUCAACUUGACCAUCUCAGGGAACAACAGCAACAAAGCUAACCUCUUGUAAGAUCUUCUGGACUUUAUUUAUAUUGCUAAGACAGCUCAUGGAUUUGUUUUACCUCGUGGGAUAUGUCAGGGUACAAAAAAAGCAAGCUAACACUUUUCCAGGUCUGAAAAGGUCCAAAAUAGUAGCGAGCAAUACAAACUGGAUUACGCUUCCAAUCCAUUGGGUACUCAAAUUCAGGAUUAAAAAAAAAAGCUUGUAUUUCUUGUAAGGUUUACAUUUUACUGUUUAGAUUUUUAUUUGACAUUUUUUCAAGUUACAAGAAUUUACAUUUUUGAGGGGGGAUCUUUACAGUCCCUUCAAAUAUUGUUCACGUGUUUGUAUGCCGCGUAGUUGGAAAAACUAAAUAGAGACUGUGCAAUUGGAUUUUUCCAAUAAGGGAACAAAAAUUCCGAGGUGAGUUCAUAAUUGAUUUGCCACGUGGGCCCGUGAGCUCGCAUGUGAGCGGAAACACGUGUAAACCACACACAGUACCAAUCGCCGUCACCUCACUUAACAUUCAGCUGCUUAAAGUCGGAGUUCUCAUACUUUUGGGGUCCAGAUUUUUCCGCCCCAGUCCUCUCCAGUUGUUUAAUUCACUUGAAACAGUGUUGCCAUGGCAACCUCUUAAAAACUGCCAAGCCUCAUCUCAUAGCAGUUUGAUUAACAAUGUUGUUUCAUUCAUAUAUUAAACACUCACUGACUC